Molecule: messenger RNA, 1170 nt
Organism: Drosophila albomicans
Lineage: Eukaryota; Metazoa; Arthropoda; Insecta; Diptera; Drosophilidae
Gene: Ppt1
Product: palmitoyl-protein thioesterase 1
Exons: 5
Coding region: 109-1032 (307 amino acids)
Biological process (GO): protein depalmitoylation; receptor-mediated endocytosis
Cellular component (GO): lysosome
Molecular function (GO): palmitoyl-(protein) hydrolase activity
Source: RefSeq, a predicted model, not a curated record
UGUGCAGUUUUGAAACAUAAAUAAAACAAAGAAGCCGGGCGCGUCGCAAAAAUACUUAGUAACACAACUGCAGGGUCAUUAAAGUCAAACGCAAGCCAUUAAUUAAAUAUGCGUUUAGCCAGCUGCGCAUUCUAUUUACUGAGCUGUCUCACCUUUGGCCUUUGUCUGGUCAACAGCAGCAGCAGCGACAGCGAAGUAAAUGGCGCUCCUUUGCCCGUUGUGCUGUGGCACGGCAUGGGCGACACUUGUUGUUUUCCCUUCAGCCUGGGCUCCAUCAAGAAGCUGAUCGAAGAGCACACCAACGGCACCUAUGUGCGUUCGCUGAAGAUUGGCGGCAAUCUGGUGCUCGACUAUGAGAGCGGCUUCUUUAUACAUCCCAACAAGCAGGUGGACUAUGUGUGCAAGCAGCUGGCGCAGGACGAAAAACUCACCGAUGGCUACAAUGCCAUUGGCUUCUCCCAGGGCGGACAGUUUCUACGCGCUUUGGCCCAACGUUGUCCUUCGCCGCCGAUGCGCACGCUUAUCAGCCUAGGUGGCCAGCAUCAGGGCAUCUUUGGACUGCCCAAGUGCCCCACGCUGAAGCAGAGUAGCUGCGAGUACAUCACCAAGCUGCUCAACUAUGCCGCCUACGAGGAUUGGGUGCAACAGCAGCUGGUGCAGGCGACGUAUUGGCAUGAUCCGCUGCAUGAGACCAGCUACAGGCUGAAGAGCACCUUCCUGGCGGACAUCAACAACGAACUGUAUGUGAACGAACGUUACUCCGAGAAUCUCAACAAGCUGAAGAGGCUUGUCUUGGUCAAAUUCCUCAAUGACACCAUCGUGCAGCCAAAGGAGUCGCAAUGGUUUCAGUUCUAUGAGCCUGGCCAGGAUCAACACAUUCAGCCGCUGAAUCAGAGCAAAGUGUACGAGAAUCUUGGUUUGGCUUUGUUGGAGCAGCGAAAGCGACUGCACUUGCUCAGUGUGGAGGGCGAUCAUCUGGCCAUAUCGAAGGAUUGGUUCGUCAAGCAUCUGGUGCCAAUGCUUUUGGAUUGAGAAGCCACACAGCGAACAAAGAGCUUUACUAGCAAUGUAUAAAUAUAGCCGAUUUACGCACGAUAUGUAAUAUACAGAUAUAUAUAUAUAUAUGUACUUAUAUAUACAGUUAUACAUGUGUAAUUUGUAAUUUCCAUA